This is a messenger RNA of Danio rerio (zebrafish), 727 nucleotides long. Lineage: Eukaryota; Metazoa; Chordata; Actinopteri; Cypriniformes; Danionidae. The record is from RefSeq and is a predicted model, not a curated record.
AUGGGAUUGGCCUUGGUCUUCUUGACCUUGGUUCUGGUUUCAGCUUCACAUGGUGACAACAGUCAACCGAAAAACAUCUCGGCUGUUGUAGGUCGCAGUGUUACCUUCAGAUGUCCUUGGAACCUCAGUAUUCCUGUUUACAGAUUGUACAUUCAGAAACUUGGAAAACUUCAGAAGCCUCUGUUCAUCAAUGGUUUUAAUAAUGGCAAGAAGCUAGCAGUGUCUCCAGAGUACCAGGACAGAACAGAAGUGAACCAAGCGGAGCUCAGCAUGGAGAUGACAAACAUCAAACUUUCUGAUGAAGGAUCAUAUGAAUGUUUUGUUUUUUCCUCAACAAGCAGUCCUGGUAUAUUCCAGAUCAAUCUCAAAGUCACAGCUGAAUUCAGCACUCCAUCUGUGGAGGCCGAGUGCGGCGAGCACAAUCCCGAAAAGGGGUGGAGCUGUCAGGUGAGCUGCGGGGCUGGGGGCGGGUACCCACGUAGUGAUGUCAUAUGGGCAGGGCUUAACCAGAGUAUGAUGAUCGUCCUUGACGACAGCUCUUCGGAAGAUCCUGCAUCCAAAACAUGGAGCGUCAACCAAACCAUCAAGUACACCUGCGAGCGUCCGGACAAUGUCAGCUGUGAAAUAGGGGGCGCUGUUUCCCAAACCAUCACUAUAUGCAAGUCAGCUAUGGGAUUUGAUUUGUUUUGUUUGUGAUUUUGAGCAGAAAUUAACACGUGGUACUCAC